Molecule: messenger RNA, 7976 nt
Organism: Opisthorchis viverrini
Lineage: Eukaryota; Metazoa; Platyhelminthes; Trematoda; Opisthorchiida; Opisthorchiidae
Exons: 30
Coding region: 30-7298 (2422 amino acids)
Biological process (GO): membrane protein ectodomain proteolysis
Molecular function (GO): metalloendopeptidase activity
Source: RefSeq, a predicted model, not a curated record
AUUCUCUUCCAAAUGCUCCACCAUCAGAUAUGGACUCAUACUGGGACGAGAUUGCCACCUAUUUGUAUAGUGCUUGGAAUUUUGCCUGUGUCACGGCCCGACCAGGCGCACGCAAGCACUGGAUAUCAGACGGAAGGGUGGCACUGCUUAAAUCUGGGAGAAAUAUCCCAGCCGGUCGCGAACAUAACCCGGUACGAAGAGUUAUCAGACGUCAAGUGAAAGGCACUUACUUUAUGAGUACCAAAUUUUGGGUCCAACUGCCCAACAGGCAGCAUGUGCAAUUGAAAAUCCAAAAAUCCCCAAUCUUCGGUUCACCGAACUCCUACUCCACUCUGUACUUUCAACGAGACAAACAUGGUCAAGUGUUUCCGUUUGCGUCCAACAAACUGGAUCACUGCUUCUACAACGGAACUGUCCGACAGAGUCUUAACGAACCAGACCUAGAGUCUUAUGUUGCUGUUGAUACCUGCCAUGGAUUACGAGGUCUAAUUGUGGUGGAAAAGGAGACUUUUGGUAUUUUGCCACUACAAUGCUCAUCGUGUCAACCAGGAUUGAUGCCUCAUGUUGCGUUUCCACAGGUGCCUAGCCCUAUUGAUCGUAAUGUUCCUUUGCCCGUGUUCUGGCAACCCACUGAGGUAAUGUCGCAUACCUCAAGACGAUUCAAGAAAUUGGGCGAGCAUAUUUAUCCCGUUCGAUUGGCUGUGAUUUUGGACCAUCAACUGUUUGUCACAUUUGACCGAAAGUUGGAAGGCUGUAUUCACUAUAUUGGUGCCAUCAUCAAUCAGGCCACGAGGUCUUUUCAAGAAACUCCGGUGGAAUUGAAGCUGGUGCGCUCAGAAAUAUGGAAUCUUGAAAACCGUAUUUCUUUAAACUCCAGCAUCAAAGUGACUUUGAAUAAUUUGGCGAAUUACUCUAGUCGGCACCCCCGGCGUCAUCCUCCUGGUAACGGCACGACUUCUGUUUUUGUUGGCUCAGACCAGAAGCAUAGUCCGGUACUGCGCUUGCACCGCCGUGCAAUCUCUAAUGCAGUGUCCGAUGUUGCCGCACCCACUCUAGAAUCACAUGACGUGGAAGUAUUGUUAACCACGACGCAAUUUACCGAAGCGGUUGAAUAUUUGGCCGUUCCGGACAGCAUUUGCACCCCACGGGCAUUGACAGUCAUUCAGCGGAUUAAAAUCUCAGGUGUUGUGGUGGUUGCUGGUGAUAUGAACGCCCAGGUAGGUAGACCAAACGCUGCUGAGCCCCGAAUGGAUUGUCGUCUUGGAUUGGACACGAGACGCAUGACCAACGGGGACGGAUUCCUCCAGAUAUGCGCCGGUCACAGACUUCCUUUGCGGGACCAAUUUGACUCCCUGAUACGCAGCAAAGCUGGGUGCAGUACUUCGAUUAUCUAUUCCACUGGCCACCUGCUAACUCCAAUCAAGAAUCCUGGCCUUCAUCAGAGAGAAGUGUCUGAGUGUAAAUCUUUACUCAAGUGGCACCGUGCUGCAUGUUCUGACAACCUUCCAAGUGCUCUUUUCAAGGAUGGCGGUGAACUUCUUGGCCAGUGCCUGUCUAGCCUAUUUGGUUCUAUCUAUCUGGAGGACACCGUCCCAGACGACUGGGGUGAAUCGGUAGUAAUGCGCAUUUUCAAGAAGGGUACUCGCAGUGAAUAUAUGACCUGGCAGAAGGGCACGAAAGAGAUCGGAAAGAGUUUGGGUGUUGAGGGUGUUGUUAACACAUCAGAGACGGUUUAUCACAUCUCACGGCUUCUCACCCUGGCAGUGGCUGAAGUGCUUGGUCUUAAGUCAUUUCCAUGUCCUGACUAUUAUCGUUGUAACUCGGAUGAUCUACUUUCGAAAGGUGACAAAGGUCGUGUUCGAUUGGCACUGCUAACCGGGAUGUCGGAUUGUCUGAUUGCAACCAGCGUUCAGGAGGCCCUUCAUCUCCGUGUGGACACCUGUGGCAAUGGUGAAUUGGAUCGUGGUGAAGAAUGUGAUCUUGGUCCUGGAUUAACAACUUCACUCAAUCACUCGAUGCCUUGCUGUAAUCCAAACACAUGUUUGGCUGACAUUGGUGCUGUGUGUACACAUGGCACUUGUUGCAACCAAUGUGAAUUUGUCGCCCGAGGCACACCUUGCCGAGUCGCGAGGGACCAGUGUGAUUUGGCAGAAUUUUGUACCGGAAAGCAACCGAAUUGCCCAACAGAUCUGUACUUGGAAAACGGUUCUCCCUGCAGAACCCAGCCUUCCGGAGUCCCUCUCGUGAAACAGCAACCACACCAGCUUCAGACAUCGACCGUAGACGAGGCGAAUGCUUUGUGCUAUCAUGGUAGAUGUCCAACACGUGAAAGUCAAUGUCAGUCAAUCUGGGGACCAGACGCCAUGAAAGCUGCCGACUAUUGUUUCGUGUUACAAAACACGAGAACAGCUGGUGCUUGUGGAAUACAUGGCGAAAACUGCAAGCCUGAACAUACCAUGUGUGGUCUGUUGCACUGUCAAGGUGGCCAACCACGCCCUGUUUCUGAAGAGGCCCAAGCGGGUCAACCCUUUCUGACGUACACCGAACAUGAAGGCAUGCAAUUUGAAUGCAAGUAUCUGUCCCACGUUUCCACGGUUCGGUUCGUUCCUGAGGGCGCCGCGUGUGCCACCAACAAGUACUGCUUCCACCAACAAUGCGUAUCGCCAAAUGUCGCCUUGCGCUCGCAAUGCCCGGUAGCACCCGUCACGCGACAUCUGGAUGACGGCCGAAUAGUGGUUGAAAAUGUCACCUGUUCGAAUCAUGGUCUAUGCACGAACGCUGGGUUUUGUCUCUGUCAUCCCGGAUGGACCGAUUCAGUAUGUCAUGUUCCAGAUACCACGGGUUCAUCUUCUGCGAAGUCCAAUUUCCAGUCUGCUUCCAGUGUUUUACAUUCGAAUUUGCAUCCAGAGCAGGACUUAGUAGCACUAAUCUGGGCCUACAGAGAAGCUAUGUCACGUUCUGGUGCGGCAGCUGGUCCUACAAGCGGAGAGCUAUCCGAUUCCAACAAAACCCAAAUGAACACAGUCUAUCUGGUUGCCAUCCUCGGUUCAGUUGUCGGUGGCGUAUUUAUCUGUCUGGCUAUCUUCAUGCUGGUUUAUCGUCGGCGAGGACGAGCGGGCUUCUCACGUAAGGCUACGAAGUCACGUUGUUGUUUGUGGUCCCAAGAACCUCACAAUAUGGGCACAUCGGACAGUAAAAGGAACGGGUCACUUAGACUUCAUAACACCGCUGGCGACGGACGGGCACUUCAGUACGCAGCCUUGUCUCCGACGGCAGGGCGCUCUUCACACGACGAAACGGGCAGAUCAGGAGGUCUAGAUCGCUCCUACCUAUCUCGCUGGACUAGACACGACCGCCAGGCGUCUCCAUCAGGUAGAUUUUCUCGGCGUCAUGGAGGCCGACGCGUGGCUUCUACUGAGAACCAUCGUGAGCAUCGAAGAUCAGGUCGACGUCGCCGAAAACAUUGUGAUAGAGAAGACAACGAAUGUGGCGAAAGGUCUCGUUGUAGCCGAAGGUCUGGGAAGCACAGUGACGGGAGCUUGGGUCCCGGAAGGGGACGACUCAUCGAACCCGGAUUAACUAAUCAUUCGGAUACAGAGUUGGCUUGUAGACAGCAGCUUUUAACGGAAUUCGAGAACAACAGUAUCGAUAGGAGUAUCAAAUUUGGUAGUAUGCCUUCCUACAAAGAGGAUAAACUGAAACAGACAAAACGUCCUCUGGAUGAUGGUCUGACUGGUCCUGAAGCCACAACAGUUGCACCGCUUCUCGUGCAUGUCGCUGUACCGAUGACCGCAAUAAAUCCCAGCGAGGAUUUCUUGCCAACCGAUCCAUGUACAACCCUGAACGACCUUGCUUCUCUCCGGCCUUGUGGGAUUCCCUCUUUUCUGACAUCGUGUGCAUCCGGACCCGCUUCCACUGUGGCUCCGCCCCCUUUAUUUUCGCAUUCAUUGUCCGCAUUCGGCCACUCCGAUGUUACAGCUCCCUAUACCUGGUCAACAUCCACUUCAGCGCCUGUCCAACAGUCGGCAAUGUGCUCCACUGCUGCUUUGGUCGAAUCCGGGAGCGCCGGUAUGGCUUCAACUGCUACUGUUGCAUCCAAAUGUGCCGUCCCCUCGGCUACACCGAAAGAUACGGAGAAUAUGGAUGAAACCCAGUUUAGUAUCAUAAUGGAGAACUCGUGGCGUCAGCCGGAGAAAGGGAUACUGAAGAAUAAAAACGAAGGUGGGGUUCCUAAUUCGACUGGUGGCAACUCUAAUCGCGUCAGAAAAUCCUCAGAACGAGCACGUCGACGAGACGAACGUCAUCAUCGCCGCCAUCGUCGCCACCAACACCACCGCAGCAAACGUUCUCGAUCGCGGGACACCAGCGACAGGGAUCAUCCUUCCGAGGACGAUUGCGGUGCCAGUCGCGGAUCCUUGUGUUCUGAAUGCUCGUAUUGUAUGUGCGAGCGUGAUGAACAACAGGAGACAGAUCGUUGCCACUCUGUACCUGCGACUGAUCAACAUCGCGUGCGGGAACGUAAUCCUAUCAGUUUAGAUCUGAACAGCCAGCACAGCGGAAGUUCUUCGGGAUCUAGUCACUCUUCCUCUUCCUUUUCGGCUUUGGAUACGAACUUGGAUUUGCUCAGCUCCUCAAGUUCAACAACGAGCACUUGCUCCACGGCGUUAGAGGUGGGACCAGAUGGAGUCCGCAUUCGCCGAACAGAUGAUCCAAUAUCAGACCGUCACCAGCGAUCAAGCGGACGGAAAUUCUUGACACGAGCACGGCGGGAGCAAUACCGGAUUCGGCCGAGUUCUGAUGGUGAUCCUGGCCAGUGUGAGCAUAGACCUCGUUCCACACGGGAUAGACGUGAAUGUCGACAUCAUCGGCACUAUGGUCGACAUGGGAAGUGUCACAACCAUCGACGUCCUAUUCAUCACCGUGACUCCGAAAUCGAGAUUGCCACAACAUCCAGUUGUGGCGUUUCCAGCUCCUCCGGAACCGUCGGUGCCUUAGAGUCCCUAGGUUCUUCUUCAAGUACUAAUCCGAACAGCUCAGUUGGUCUUUCAGGAGGUUCUUCAUCUUCCUCUGGAAUGAUUUCGGCUACCGGGCGUCACUUUCAUCGGUGCCACAGACUCGUUCGUGCGAGAAAGAACACGGAUGAUGACGCAACAUCUGGAUCACGUCGAAGUAGUCCCGUGCAUACGGUACCCACGAUCUUAUGUAAUGCCGGUCAACAGACGGAUGAACUGAGCCUGUUGCGAGCCAGCGGGCUUGCAAUUAUCCCCAAGCAAGAUGAUUCAGAUCGCCUGACAAGCAACCGUGCUUCCAUUCGUGGAACUGAAGAAUCAGAUGCGGAGUGGGAGGAGGUGGAAUGCAGUGAAUCGGCCUGUGAAGAAUGUCAAGCAGCAGCUAACCAAACUGCUGGUGCCAAUCAGCACCAAACGCCCAUACUUGAACAAACUGUACCGGUCUCACAACGGUUCCCAGUCACCAACGGACACAUUUCCAUGAGCAAUGAAUCAUCAUCUGGUCACACAAAUCCAGCUUACAUGCAAUCUUUCAGACAAAAUGGCGAGGCAAACAUGUCUAACCCAAGUUUAGCCUAUCAGCAACAAUCUACGGCUUCUUCAUCUCUAGGUUCAUCAAAAAAUUCCCGAAUGGGAACACCAGCAAUGAUAUUCGCUGCACAGCCUACUGUGUUUUUAAAUGCAUCCAGUCAUUCACCUCACAGCAGUUCAUUGGCUGUGGGAAAUCCCAAAACAGGAGUUACAAAUCAGGCAGCAUCUUCAUCAUCUUCUUCUUCAAUGGCAGGUCAACCUUCCUCAUUCCAACGGAUAACUCAAAACUUAUCUUCAAAGGCAGUGACAUCAGAAGAGCCCGCCGGACAACAUAGUGAAACUGAGGUGGACGCCCAUUUACACCAGGCAGCUACAAAUGGACGUCCAUCGGGAGCUUUCUUCACCUCUAUUCCGCAGAACCCUCUCAUACCGAACGCAAUCCAACCUUUUAAACAAGUCAGUCAGGCAUCGACCGCCUCGUAUACGGUUAUGCCGACAGCUUAUUUCCAGCGGCCAAAUCCCGGGUUCGCUCUUCGUGAUGGGCUCCCCAUCCUAGCAAGCACAAAGACCCCAACUCGUCCAACGCCACACCCUGGGCAAAGUUACGCUGGCGGCCUGACACCAGUGCACCAGACCGGCGCAAAUCCCAUUAGUUACCAUGUUGCUUCCCUUGAUGCAGUUUCUACCGAUCAUAGAGAUGCAUACUACCAACACCCGUACGAAGAUGUAGCGACAGACGACUACGCGGAAACAUCCAGUAGUGGCCGGCCGGGAAUGCACCAUGUGCAGCACAUAUAUCAUCAACACGGUAUUCCCUCCGAGCCGAUCGAUGUAAAUGGUUGCAUUUACACCAAAGGUGAUGAAGAUGAGGAUGAAGAACGUUUGAGCCUUGACGAGGGCUCUUCCAACGCCAAUGGGAUCGGCAGUCCUGCAUCAUUACCAGGUAGAUAUGAUCCGAUCACACAGCAACAUGCCUCAAACAACCAUCCUCGUGUACACGAUUCCCGAUUGGUAAGGCCGAUUCAGCAGCACCAAGCUCAGUGGUUUGAUGGGUUCCGGAACACCGAUGCCUCUUUUGCCAUACCUGCCUCUCCAGGAGUACCCACUAUGACACAGUUUUCUGGGAUUGAUUCAGAUUCAGUUGGUGUCACCAAGCCUUCUACGUUGAGUGAUCUGGACGAUGCUGGUAGUGAGUUCAGCAUAUCUGCAUUCCGCAGGGACGACAUACGUAUUCCAUGUCAUCAGCCGCGCACAGCCAUUGGCGUUGGAACUUUGCAUGAUCUAGGUAAGCCACACGCGAAACCACAUACUUCAGCUCUGACCCCUGGAUCAGCAGAUUUCGGGGUGGAUGUGCGCAGCAACGACGGUACUUGUGAUGAAUCGGAUGCCAGCUCGCUUCCUGAGGCUGGAUGCGAUUUAGUCCAACUUGCACAGCUUGACGUUUCUGGCCGCCUGAAUCCUUUGCUCGGUGGCCUAGCUAGGCAACAACGUUGUAUGAACAGUAAAGGUCUUCGGCUACCGCACGAACCUGGGUCCCAGCAAUGGCAAGCGGAAGCAUCCAACGGUGUGCCACAGGCGCGUCCAGUAUCCAUGACGGCCCGGUACGCUCUUCUUUUCAACCGUACUUGUCCAGGGAGAGCACUCAGAACACUUCAACAAGUUGUAGAGCCGAUUUCCAACCACCAGAAGGAUGACCACCUGUUUCUCUUUGUGUCGUGUCCUCCAAGUAAAAGAGCCUUGUUAUCUCAUUACGAUUGAAAGGUGUCCACUUCGUUUAGUAACCAGGUCCGUUCAACAAUUUUCCGGCCGAUUUAUAAAUGCUGAGCUGCAGUCGUGUGCUCUUUUCUGUCCUCUCUUCCCAUCCCAAACGCUUUGAUUUUUAUUGAUGACAUAGGCCUUUGAAUAACCAAAUUUUAUUAAUUGCAAGUAUUGCUCCUCUUGCGUAUUUUCCGCACUUUUUUAUGAUCUCCUACAUGUUCGAACAGUUUGUAUUGUCUGUGCAUUUUUAUCAAAGUUUUGAUUUCCUGCAUUUGUAAAAAAAGUACUGGCUAACAGCAUAGAUGAAACCACAUGAUGACCUAGGAUAUUUGUUUCUUUUCGGAGCUUCAAAAUUGCGUCACGGCUGCUAUCUCCCUGUCUCUUGCACCCAUUGUAUACAGCAUUUUUAGGUUCAUCUGGAUUGUGCGAAACUGAAGACGUUUCUUUUUUCAAGCCAUAUUUCUCAUUUUGGAUUUCUAAGUAGACAGAUGAACAGAAAUGCUCAGAUUAGCUGACAACGGACCCAUCGCACAAUACACUUCCAGCCUGUGCUGACAUUCUGUUCCUCAUCCAUACAUGACUCUACAUUUCAAAUGGUUUGGGAGUACAACCGAACAGAGUGCAGUUAACUUCAUUUGUCCGUUGGUUGACGUCCUGAAAUCCUCAGGCUUGCGGAGC